This is a messenger RNA of Colias croceus (clouded yellow), 1200 nucleotides long. RefSeq names its product odorant receptor Or2-like (gene Or-56). Gene Ontology annotation, molecular function: olfactory receptor activity; odorant binding. Gene Ontology annotation, cellular component: plasma membrane. The transcript has 5 exons. The coding region runs from base 10 to 1200 and encodes 396 amino acids. NCBI's taxonomy places the organism in Eukaryota, Metazoa, Arthropoda, Insecta, Lepidoptera, Pieridae. Gene Ontology annotation, biological process: detection of chemical stimulus involved in sensory perception of smell; sensory perception of smell. The record is from RefSeq and is a predicted model, not a curated record.
AACAUCAAAAUGCUGCGCAAUGUAUUGCAAAGAUUCGAAGACCCGAAACGUCCUUUACUAGGUCCAAAUCAUAAAGCACUUACAUUUUGGGGUUUACUCCUUCCUCGGAGUGUCUCUAAGAAAACCUUUUAUCUCGCUAUGCAUGUAUUAGUCACUAUAUUCACGGCUACCGAAUACGUUGAUAUUUGGUUCGUGAAAGACGAUAUGAAUUUGCUCCUAAAUAACGUUAAAAUCACCCUUUUAGCCACCGUAAGUGUAUCGAAGGUGCUCACGUUUUUGUCCUGGCAAAAACAUUGGAAGGGCAUCAUUGAAUACGUUAAUAGGGCAGAUUUGGCCCAAAGGAAUCGGGAUGAUCCAGCCAAGAACGAACUUAUUACGAACUACACGAAAUAUUGUAGGAAAAUCACAUACUUGUAUUGGUCUCUGAUGUAUACUACGGUUAUAAUAGUCAUGGGGCAGCCAGUUUACAAGUACUUCUCAUCUGAAGUAUAUAGAGAAAAUGUUAAGAAUGGUACAGAGAGUUACAUACAAGUUGUAAGCUCAUGGGUUCCCUUUAACAAAAACACCAUAAUGGGAUAUCUAGCUGCGUCUAUUUACCAGAGUUAUGCAGCUAUAUACGGUGGGGGGUGGAUUACGUCGUUUGAUACUAAUUCUAUAGUUAUAAUGGUCUUUUUCAAAGCAGAAUUGGAAAUGUUAAGAAUGGAUUGUGGUAAUAUUUUCGGGCGUGGAGAGAUUGUUGAUGACAAGACAGUCAUGGAAAGAUUGAAGAAUUGCCAUAAGCGACAUGUGGAAUUAAUCGCAAAUGCUGCCUUAUUCGACUCCUGUCUGUCGCCUAUUAUGUUUUUAUACAUGUUUGUCUGUUCGGUAAUGCUGUGCGCUACUGCCUACCAAAUAACGGUAGAAACGAAUCCAAUGCAACAAUUUCUAAUUGCCGAAUACCUCAUAUUUGGUAUAGCUCAACUUUUCAUGUAUUGCUGGCAUAGCAACGAUGUUUUGUAUGCAAGCAAAGACCUCAUGCUUGGUCCCUAUGAAAGUAACUGGUGGUCUCGUCCGGUCAAACAGCAGAAGGUUGUUUGCAUACUAACUUACCAGUUGAGAAAAACUAUAGUUUUUACCGCGGGUCCGUUCAAUGAUUUAACUGUUUCUACGUUUAUUAAUAUCCUGAAAGGCGCUUACAGCUAUUACACUCUACUCAGCUAA